Molecule: messenger RNA, 1816 nt
Organism: Saccostrea cuccullata (small rock oyster)
Lineage: Eukaryota; Metazoa; Mollusca; Bivalvia; Ostreida; Ostreidae
Product: secretin receptor-like
Exons: 13
Coding region: 190-1752 (520 amino acids)
Biological process (GO): cell surface receptor signaling pathway; adenylate cyclase-modulating G protein-coupled receptor signaling pathway
Cellular component (GO): plasma membrane
Molecular function (GO): peptide hormone binding; G protein-coupled peptide receptor activity
Source: RefSeq, a predicted model, not a curated record
GUUCCACUCACAUAUAGCCGACCAUUCCAUACAUCAGUAGAGAGAAUUCAGCAUGUAUGAUACCACUCGAUAUUAAAGUAAUCCAACAUUUCUGUGCUAACUGCUGAGUAAACAUGUGAAGGUUAUGUAGAUCGCAUUCUUCACUUUGAUCAUGGAUUUGAAGUGUUUUUGAAAUAUAUAUAAUUUACAAUGGAUUUCAAUCGAAUCAGCAGUUUUAAUAUUUCUGAAAAUGAAACUAGGCAUGGAUACGCGACCAAUCAUGGACAGGUGGUCAUAAGUUUGGAGGAACAAGAAAGAAGACGAGACAAAGAGCAGAUAAAAUGUCUCAGAAAAAUGUUAUUCGGGCCUCAUUUGAAAAGAGAUCUGUAUUGUAAUAGUACAUGGGAUGAAAUCACAUGUUGGCCAGAUACAGCGCCAAAUAAAACAGUUUAUAUACAGUGUGCCAAUUAUAUAAACGGAUUUUAUGUCAACAAUUUUGCUUCAAAGAGAUGUAUGCCGGAUGGCCAGUGGUACACACAUCCCACUCACAAUCGAUCCUGGACGAAUUAUACUCAGUGUUUUAAUAAACGCAUCGUCAGCACUGAUCCGAGAGUUGGAACUCUUGUACAGACACAAAUGGAACACAUUCGACUGAUGUACAAUAUUGGAUAUGGCUUGUCAUUUGCAACCCUUUCUGUUGCCGUCUUCAUUAUGGUUUACUUCAAACGUCUUCAUUGUCCAAGGAACACUGUUCAUCUCAAUCUCUUUAUCGCCUUUAUGCUGAGAGCACUUAUAUCUUUGCUUAAAGAGAAUCUUCUGGUACAAGGACUUGGUUUGCCUAUUGAUGUUGAACAAACACCAUAUGAAAGAGUUAUUUUCAUCGAGGAAGGCCCGCACUGGGAGUGUAAGAUGUUGUUUACCGUGUUUCAUUACGUCCUAAUGGCCAGUUAUAUGUGGAUAUUUGUGGAAGGUUUACACUUACAUACACUCAUUAUGGUAUCUGUUUUCUCUGAGCGGAGCAGUGUCAAAUGGUACCUCUGUAUCGGAUGGGUCGUGCCAAUCGUUUUUAUCAUUCCAUGGAUUAUUAUAAGAGCUCUGUUGGAGAACGUCUAUUGUUGGAACACGAAUCCCUCCCCGGGAUACCGGUGGAUCCUCCAAGCUCCAGUGGUGCUAGUUACUGUUAUAAAUUUCAUAUUUUUUAUAAAUAUCCUACGUGCAUUAUUUACCAAAAUGAAGACCCCGAUAUCAAAGACAGCAAAGAGGCAUAAAUACAGGCGAUUAGCCAAAUCAACACUGGUGCUUAUUCCGUUAUUCGGUGUCCAUUACGUGGUGUUCUUAGGACUUCCAGAUGAAAAUAUUUCACCGGAAGCAGAAGUUGUAAAGCUUUAUUUUGAAAUGUUUCUAAAUUCUUUUCAGGGAUUGCUUGUGGCAAUUUUAUUUUGUUUUAUGAACAAUGAGGUUCAGAUGGAAAUCAUGAAAAGAUUAUGUAACCGAGGACCAUACUAUAGAUAUAGGAGAUACUAUAGACAUUCAAGUCAAGGAGGAUCAUUUAGGUGUAUCUGUCAAAACAAAAAUAGUCAACCACCAAAUAGUUACCAAUUAGACACUGUUAGAGGGUCCUCGGCGGAUAAUAGCAGCACCCUACUAUUGCAAUCAACUAAAUACCCGCCAGAAUCCUGUUAUUGUAUGUGGCAAGUGGAUUCUAAAGGCCAUCUUUGUAGAAAUUUUGUGAAAAAUGAUGAAAAAUUAAGACGAGCACAGAGCUGUUUAUAGCGUUUUAUUGUUAGUCACAAAAUGUAGAAGUUUAAUUGUUUUAAUUUAUAUGUAUUUUUUAUGU